CAGUGUCCUCCGGUCACACAAGAGAGGAGGCUCAGGAGUCAAGAUCAUCAUGAUGCCUCAUGGUCAGAGGAGUCAAGACAGUAACCUGGAGGGAGACUAUUCUACCCAGAGUGGUGCACAGGUCUUCGUUGAUGUGCAAGGUCUCGAAGAGACAGUGGAGGAGGAAACAGCAGCCACUGCUUCCUCUGCAUCCUGUCCCUCUUAUAAUGUAAUCAGAACAACACCAAGAGAAGCACCUGGGCUUGGAACACUGAGUUGUCUUCAGAAUUCUCAAGGCAUCUCCUGUCCCCCUAGUGCCACAGUUUCCAGUCAAAAAAAUCAAUGCAGUGAGGGUUCCAGUAGACAAGAAAAGCGGGGUUCAAGACCCUUAUGGGACAUGGACGUUCCUCGGUUCCUACGCAAUGUGCUCCUAAAUGAUAAGUUGCGUAAGUUGGUGUCCUUUCUGCUCUGUAAGUAUCAAAAGAAAGAACAGACCACCCUGGAAGAAAUGCUUCAUGUUGUAGAUGAUGAUUACCGUGAGCACCUCCUUCUGACCUUCAGGGAACUCUGUGAGUCCAUAUGUCUGGGCUUUGGUAUUGAGGUUAAGGAAGUGGAUCCCCCUGGACAUACAUAUGUCCUUGUCCCUGUUUUAGGCCUCACUUACAAUGGCAUACUGGAUGAUGAUGACCAGAUCAUUGCCAAAUUCGACCUCUUGAUAUAUACCCUGACUGCAGUCUUCAUGAGGGGCAACCAAGUCAGUGAGAAGGUACUAAAGAAACAAGUGAUAAAAUGGGGGAUGUUAGCUCUGAGGGAGCACAUUGUUAUUGGGGAGCCCUGGAAGUUCAUCACAGAGGAUUUGGUGCGGGAAGAGUACCUGGUAUACCAGCGGGUUCCUAAUAGUGAUCCCGCUCGCUAUGAGUUCCUAUGGGGUCCAAGAGCCCAUGCUGAAACCACCCAGAUGAAACUCCUAGAGCAUGUGGCCCAGCUCAAUAGGGCAGAUCCCAGGUCUUACCCACAAUUAUAUAACCAAGCUUUGAGAGAAGAAAAUGGUAUGUUCAGGGCCCAUGAGGGGCAAAAUGUGUGACAGGGACAGGGAGUGUUCCACAACAACUUCACUGGCUUAGCCCGCACCUUGUGUGAAAUGAGCCUCAUUUUCAGUCUGUUUAUAGAGAGCAGGCAGUUUUCUAAGUAGUGA
This is a messenger RNA of Fukomys damarensis (Damara mole-rat), 1174 nucleotides long. Its product is annotated as melanoma-associated antigen 8-like. Gene Ontology annotation, biological process: negative regulation of transcription by RNA polymerase II. Gene Ontology annotation, cellular component: nucleus. The transcript is spliced from 2 exons. The coding region runs from base 50 to 1063 and encodes 337 amino acids. Lineage: Eukaryota; Metazoa; Chordata; Mammalia; Rodentia; Bathyergidae. The record is from RefSeq and is a predicted model, not a curated record.